This is a messenger RNA of Chironomus riparius, 6046 nucleotides long. The record is from the annotation of a GenBank genome assembly. Lineage: Eukaryota; Metazoa; Arthropoda; Insecta; Diptera; Chironomidae.
AUGGGUAGUUAUGAAAAUUUCCUGAAGACGGAUACCUGUACAUUCUACUCCUCAAGUGAUGAAUAUUCAUCUACAGAUACAGAAUCGGGGAACAUAUACAUUCCACUCAAAGAGGACCGUCUAGUGAAUGAUGUUGUGUUGACAAUGAAUGUGUUUCCUAGAAAAUCCAUAGAGUUGAGAGCAAUUGACCGCUCAAGCGGCGAUGAUCACAAAUAUUUCCGUAUUCAUGAAGUGAACGGAACAACAAUACAAAUUAUUUUAAGCCAAACACUCGAUGAUCUAGUUGAUAAUGAAAAUCCACAAAAUGUACUCAAGUUCAAAAUUCAGUGUAACAGUGCAGUUCAUGGAAACAGGAGGAAUCAUGAUGUAUCAUUUCUUAUGGUUACAGUAUAUGUUGAAGAUGUUAAUGAUAAUAAACCUGUCUUCUUGAACACUCCAUAUGAGCUGACCAUUGAUGAAACCACACCACUGGGAUCGAGUGUGUUUAUGGGUAUUAAGGCUGUUGAUCGUGAUAAGCCAAACACUCCAAAUUCAGAUAUUCAAUAUUUUAUCGGACAGCAAACAUCAGACACAAAAGGUGGCUUUUUCAUGCUCGACAGUCCACAUCGUCCACAUGUUAUACUUAAAAGAUCAUUAGAUUUUGAUCAUGGAAUAAGACAAUUUGAUCUUAACAUAAUUGCUCGGGAUCGUGGAGUUCCACCACAACAAACAAAUACAACACUGUCAAUUUUCAUUGAUGAUGUUGAUGAUCUACCGCCUGUAUUUACACAAGAAGCAUAUUAUACAAAAGUUAAAGAGUUUUUUACAAUUAGUGGCAAAUCGAUACAUAAACCAUUGAAAAUUGAUCCGCCAAUUGAAGCAUAUGAUCAAGAUUCAUUGAAUUCGACAUUAGUCUAUAGUAUUGUAUCUGGAAACGACAGAGAAGUAUUUUGGAUACAUCCGACGACUGGUGUAUUGUAUUUAAAGAAAGAAAUUGAUUUAGAAGCUGAAAGUCUUCAAGAUAAUUCAUUUUAUUUACAAAUUGAUGUUAAGCAAAAGAAUGAUCCAUUAAAGAGGGCAAUGGCACGAGUGGAAAUUGAAAUAAUUGAUAUUAAUGAUAAUCAGCCAGAAUUUGAAGUGGAUCUUUAUAACAUUUCAAUUGUUGAGAAUCUUCCGAAUGGUUUUUCCGUGUUACAAGUGAAUGCUCUCGAUAGAGAUCAAGGCGAGAAUGCCAUGUUCUUUUACAAGAUAUUUAAAGAAGAACCAAAAGGUGCUUUUGGUAUUGAUUCAAUCACGGGAUGGAUGACUGUUAAGAAUCAAUCAUUAUUAGAUCGAGAAGAGAGACCAACAGUGAAGCUAAUCAUUGAAGCCAUUGAAAAAGUUAAGCCAUAUAAUAGGCGUGAAUCAACAUCCGAAUCAACAGUGGCUGUAGACAUAACACUGCUUGAUAGCAAUGACAAUAGUCCAAUAUUUGAGAUGGGAAAUCUUUAUGAAUUUAAAGUUGACGUAAAUGCAUCAGUUGGAUAUGUUGUUGGGAAGAUAAAAGCUUACGAUCCUGACGAUGGACCAAAUGGAAAGAUCACAUAUGAGAUGAAAAACCGGAAAGAAACAGCAGUUCCAUUUCAAUUGGAUACAAAAACUGGUGUUCUUAAAGUUACUGGGAAAUUAGCUACGGGAAGAAUAGCUUUGUUUGUUGAAGCAUGCGAUCAGCCAAUUAAUCCAUCAGAAACGAGAUGCACAUUAGCAGUUUUAACGCUGGAUAUUGUUGAAGCUAUUGAUGUAUCUGAAAUCAAGUUCAUGGGUGCACCAUAUGAAUUUUGGAUUGGAAGUAAUGCACCGAUUGGAACCUCAGUUGGACAAGUUCGAGUUGUGUAUCGUGAUGACAUUAUUUUUGACUUGCUGCAUUCAUAUUCAGAAGGUGUACCGUUCGCAAUUGAAGAACAGUCAGGCAUAAUAACAGUCAUUAGACCGAUAAAUAGUUUCAACAGAAAUGCGUAUCAUUUUGAGGCUGUAGCAACAUUCGCUCAUUCACCAGUUGAACAUGUCAAAAAUCAAUCAAGAUCUUUAAAGAAAUCUCUACCAGAGGAACUGGGUUUUCAGGUUGAUGAGGGAAUUGUUUCGGAUCUAAAUUUCGCAAGUAUGUACAUCGCAAACGUAACAAUAAAUGUUGUAAAUCCAAGCAGCACCUCAAAAAAUGGAGUUUUUGUGAAGAGCUCACAAAAUGAAUUUGUCGAGUUUAAAGUCUUGGAGAAUCUGCCAAAUGCGAUUAUUGGAAAUUUAUUAACGAAAAAUUUUACUGACAUGAAUAAAAAUCUUCAAGCAUCGCCAUCGACACAAUCAACAACAACAGUUCAGCGACGUCCAGUUAUGCGUGAAAAUCGACAAAUGCUUAACAUGAGUUCAUCAAAAUUCAGGAAGCAUUCAGCUGAGCCGAGACUUAAGAAUAUUACAGCAACUGUGACAACUCCUUCCACAAUUGGCAUGAUUACUCGAAAGCCUAGAACAAACGUUUUUAAUAGCACAGCACGCAGACAAGCAAUAACAAAUGGACGAGUCGUAAAGCAGUUGCCACCAAUCACCUUAAAAAGUAAUAGUAAUACCACAUCGGAAGAGAAACCAUUAACAGGUUUAAAUAAAUACCUGCGGAGCAGAAAUCGUAUUGUAAGAGCCACAAAAAAUCUAAACUUCUUCAUUGUUAAUGAUUACGAUCUAAAAAACAAAAUGUACAUAUCGAAUGAUGGUAAGUUAAUGACGAUAAACGGAUUAGAUCGUGAAGAGAAAGAUUCAUACAAAUUGAGUGUAAUUGCUGAAUAUACAAACGGAUUAAUUGAAAGUGCUGGAAUUUAUCAGAUUAAUGUUAUUGUUAAAGAUGAAAAUGACAAUUCACCCAAAUUUGAAAGAUCUAGUUAUGUCGGUAUCAUAUCAGAGAAUUCUGCUCUCGGUACGGAGGUGUUAUUGAACAAUCUAAUAAUCGUUAAUGAUGCUGAUGCUGGGAAAAAUGCUGAAUUUCAGUUAAGCAUCUUAGGCGAUGGAAAUAGAUUAUUCACAAUUGAGAAAAGUAAUGAUGUAUCAGAACGUACAUCUCCGCUUAAUAAUUUUAAUAAUAGUGCGUUAGCGUUAUUCUCUGAUACAGUUUUGGAUGAAUAUAGCAGCAUGGUCGAUAUUAAUUUGCACUUAAUGAUGAUGAAUUCACGCGAAAUUCCAGCCAAUCAAUCACAUUUCGUCAUCAAGUUUAGUGGACCAAGUCUUUUGGAUCGAGAGCGAAAGAAUUUUUAUAAAUUAAGAUUAUUAGCUAAAGAUUCGGGUGGAUUGCAAGAGGAAGCACAGCUGAUGAUUUUUGUUACUGAUGUUAAUGACAAUCCUCCAUCUUUUGAGAAAUUGGCUGUGUUUAAGCAGACAGGAAUUGAACUUUUACAAUAUUCUGAUAAAAUGGAAAUUUAUUUUAUUGACAAUGCACUUUCUACACAGCCACAAGCUUCGCCAUUAGAAGCACCAACUCAAAGAAGUAGAAUUAAUGAUGAAACUUCUUCAACGUCAUCAACAUCCUUACCAAACAUAAAAAUACCAACACCAUCCUUGAAUAAAAUAAGAAUUAGACCAAAACAUCCAAUUGGAAGUCCUAGAUCAUUAACAGACAAUUAUGAUGAUGAGAUUAUGAUCACUGAAGAUCGAUCAUUCAAGUCUAAUUCACCAGAAGUUGUCAAUAAAAAUUCAUUUUUAAAAUAUCCACUAUUCAUGAUUGAAGAAUCCCUCGAAGCAGGUGUAACAAUUCUUCAAUUUACAGCAUCUGAUGAUGAUUAUGGACCCAAUGCUCAAGUUACAUACGAAAUAUCAUCAGAACAGAUUAUUGCAAUGCCAUCAUACACAGGAAACCUUAAUCAUAUCAAAAAGCAUUCAUUCUUCUUCAUCGAUAGAAUGUCAGGAGAACUGAAAGUCAAUCGACAGUUAAUUCCAAAUUUAGAGAUCUUAGUCAAUGUAACGGCAAAAGAUUCUGGUGGAUUAAAAGACACAAUCCAAAUUGGCAUACAAAUAAGUGAUGUUAAUAACCACGAACCUGUAUUUUUACGACCAUUUUAUUCGUUUGAUAUCGAGGAAGGAUUUCAUGUUAGUAAAAUUCUCGGUUCCGUUCAAGCAGUCGAUGAUGAUUUUGAUGACAAUGCAAAUAUCACUUACAGCAUCGUAAAUGUCGAUGAAUCGAAAUUUCCAUUUAGUAUCAUACCAAAAACAGGUUUAUUAAAGGUAUCUGGGCAAUUAGAUCGCGAACAGAGAUCUCUAUAUGAAUUCCGAGUGAUGGCUAAAGAUAAUAGCCGAAAAUAUAAGCAAUUGAACUCAACGGUAAUCAUAGAAAUUAAUGUUAUUGACUUGAACGAUAAUGCACCAGUAUUUAUAAACUACGACGAUGUAAUGAUUAAUGAGAUUUCGACACGUGGUAGAAAGCUUAAUAGCGAUAUACAUGAUGCUAUUAGUCCACAAAAUUUCACUCCAGUUUACAAAAUUAGUCUAGAUCGUAAUGUAAGUCCACGGAGGUUAAUAAAAGAAGUCAAAGCAACGGAUGUGGACUAUGCACUCAAUGGAAUGGUAUUUUACAACUUUUUGCAUAAUAACGUUUCACAUCUCUUUGAAAUUGAUGCACGCGAAGGCUUCAUUAUGACAACGCCACAUCAAGAACAAUUAAGGGAUCUUAAUAAUUAUGAAGUGUUGAAUCUUACUGUUGUCGCGUCUGAUUUGGGAAAUCCAGUUAAAAGUUCAUACGCUAUUGUAUUAAUACAGUUGACAGGUGAAAAGAGAUUUGUGCCAACACAGCCACCACCAAAGCUACUCUCUAACCCGAAGAAGAAUGUGGCAACAAAACCAAUUUUAUUUGUAAAUCAGUAUUACGAGAUUGAUGUCUUGGAAAAUAGUCCCACGCCGAUGAGAUUAAUUCAGUUUAACACUACAAAUGAGAAUGAUGUUUAUGUUUGGUCUCUAGUGCUGGAAAACAAAAACUAUUCAAUUCCAGUUAUAUCCGAUAUUUUUGGCAUAGACAAUGGAAUUUUAUGGCUGCAAAAGCCACUUGAUCGAGAAGAAUAUUCAUCAUAUACUCUCAAAAUUCGUGCUGAUUUGACAGGUCCAAGACGACCGAGAAAUGGAAAAAGUAUGCAAGUUAUGUAUCCAGUCACUGACGAUCGCAUUGAAAAUUUAGAAGACAAUGAAGUUCGUGUUGUCAUUCGAGUUGUUGAUGUAAAUGAUCAUGUGCCGAUGUUUAAGGAUCAAAGUCCAAUUAUUGCUGUUAUUCCUGACACAGUGACUUAUGGAUAUAAUGUGCUUAAAGUUACUGCAGAUGAUCGAGAUAUUGGAUUGAAUGGGGAUGUUCGAUAUUCCUUAAUUAAUGAGCCAACAAAUUUCUUUGGAAUUGAUGCAUUGACUGGACAAGUAAGGACUUUAGGACCUUUAUGGAGAAGUCACCAGAGAGUUUUUGGAUUUGAUGUUAGAGCUACGGAUCGACAGGGGUCUGAAAAUGGGAAAACUAGCAUUAUUAAUGUUCUCGUCUACGUCUUGGAAGAACAUAAGCAUGUUAAAUUCAUUAUGAGUGGAACGACGAUGGACAUAGAAAAGCAAGCAGAAGCAAUUUCUCGAAGUCUUUCUGAGGCCACAAAUUUGAUAGUGAAGAUUAGGAUGUUGGAGCCACACGAGACGAGUCGUGAGUUUUGGACAAAUGUGUACAUAUACGCAAUUGAUCCUAAGACGAAUACAGUCGUGGAUAUGGAAGAGUUACAAGAAAUCAUGGAACAAGUGAACAUGCAAGAAAUCCAGCCAUCAAUUCCAGUGGUAGAAUUAACAAAAUUAGGUGUGCCAGCGCAUUUAGCUCCAAAAAUUAAGCAAGGAUCAGGAGAAUUAGCAUCAAUAGUAUUGUCAAUAACGAUACUUAUAGGUGGCGUUUCCACAGCAAUUUGUAUACUUUGUGUUCGAUAUAAACGGUGAGCUACAUAAGGAAUGAUUAAGUACACACACAAAAAACCUAAUAAUCAUCACUUAACACCAGUCACAAAAAUUUAUUUAUAUUCCUUAAAAAGCAUUUUAUUUUUUG